Fonticula alba is the source of this 2507-nucleotide messenger RNA. RefSeq lists its product as hypothetical. The coding region runs from base 39 to 2465 and encodes 808 amino acids. The transcript is spliced from 7 exons. NCBI's taxonomy places the organism in Eukaryota, Rotosphaerida, Fonticulaceae. The record is from RefSeq and is a predicted model, not a curated record.
CUCCCUCGCCCCCCCCCCUCUCCCUCUUUCUCCCACCCAUGACCGGCGAUGAGGCCCCGGCGGGCCUGAGCAGCAGCGACAGCGGCAGCAGCGGCACCGACACCGCCCCAGCGGGUGAUUUGUCUCCUCCCGCGUCUCCAGGGCGCUCGGCUGUCUCGUCUCCCGCGAGCCCUCCUCACACGCCAGCGGCGCCGGAACACCCGGAGUCCGAUGCCCGGUCUUCGCCUCGGCCUUCGACCAAUGUAUCCCCCUCGAUGGCCGGCGUCGGUGCUGCACACAUUCUCCCUUCCUUCGAGGCGGAUCGCGCCCAGUUCCGGCACUUCCUCCGCAGCUACACCUGCUACGAUACUCUGCCGAUCAGCGGGCGCGUUGUCGUCCUGGACACCGCUCUCCCCGUGAAGAAGGCCUUCCAUGCGCUGUUGCAAAAUGAGCUCCGCGCGGCGCCUCUCUUCGAUUCGCGCCGGCACAAGAUCAUCGGCAUGCUGACGGUCACCGACUUCAUCAACAUCCUCCGGUAUUACCACUACUUCCCCGACGAGGCCAUGCGCCGGGGCAUCCGCCUGGACGAUCAGCGCAUCCAAGGCUGGCGUGACACCGACAUCUCCCUGCUCCUGAAGUACCGGAGCCUGUCGCAGGCCUCCGAUGCCGGGGGGGACUCUCCGCAAGUGGCCGAGUCGUCGCCCCCCUCGCCCUCGGACGAGCCGGCUCCUCCCUGCUGCGCGGACUACGCCUAUCGCCCCACGCCGCUGGACCAGCCCCCGCACCUGGUGAGUGCCUCGCCUCUGACCACGCUGCUGGACGCGGCCCGGGAGCUGGUUUCCCACCGGAUCCAUCGCCUGCCGAUUCUCGAACCCGUGGAGGUCCCAGCCGUGCCGAUGCCGGUCGCCCCGCCGGUCGCCGAUCCGGCUGACUCCCUGGCCCUUGGCACCGGCGGCGCUGGGUCCCCCCUGGCCCCGGUCGACCCGGGCACCGGAGGGUCCCCCUUGGUUGCGCCCCUAUCGACGGAGGUCCUCGAGACCCCGCUCGGCGAUGGCGAUGGCGGGCCCGCCGCAGCCCUCCACACCGUGGACGAGCACGACGAGUAUCCCGUGUCCCGGCGUGGCUUGGCAGUUGACUCGUCGGCGGAUUUGUGCGACAGCGCGGCGGCCGACGCUCGCGCCGUGGUGGCCGAUCUCGCGGCGGCGGCGAUGGCCGCUGCGGCGGCGGCGGCUGCCGCCGGCGGCACCAACACCCUCGAUCCCCCAUUCAUGGCCCUUGACGCCGAGCUCCCGGCCGAUGCCCUUCUGGCAGCCGCCGCGGCGGAUCCCUAUUUUGACGGCCUGGAUCCCAUUCCGGCGGCCGAUGUGCUGGCAGCCACGGCGGCGGCCGAGGCCCUGUCGGAUCUUGGCGGGGCGGUGAUCAAGUCCCGUCGGGGGACUUCCCCAGAGCUCCAUGACUCCAUCGAGUCGCUGUCGCUGUAUGCCGCGGGGGCGGGCCCAGUUAGCGGCGUGGCCAUGGCCCCCUCGGAGCUGCCUGGCCCGCCGGCUGAUAUGUCGGUGCUGUCGUCCACCGGGGCGGAGGUCUUCCCCUCCGGCGAGCAGCCGACGUCCCUCUCGCCGCCUGCCAGUGCCUCCGGCUCCGUGGCCGCGGCCACUCCCUCGGGCAUUCCCUCCUCCGCUUCGGUUUCAGUUCCCCCCUCGGAGGAGGGCGUCGCCGGGACGGCCGACCCGUCGGUCGCCAACAGCCCGGCACUCAGCCCGGUCCCUUCGAUCGCCGAGGCCCCAGACAACAUUGUCGGUGUUAUCAGCCAGUUCAAGAUCUUGCGCUUCAUCGCGCACUAUUUCCCCCACCGGCUGGCUCUGUUUGAUGUGCCCAUCGCCAGCCUUGGCAUCGGGUCCUUCGGGCCAAAUGUCGUCACGGUCACCCCGUCCGAGCCGCUGAUCACCGUGCUGGACCUGUUUGCCACCCGACGUGUGUCUGCUGUGCCCGUUGUCGACGAGUCUGGCUCCCUGUUGGACGUCUACGAGAAGUUCGAUGUGUCGUACCUCGCCCGUGAUGCUUGCUUCGACAACUUGACCAUGACCGUGCGUGAGGCCCUCGCGCACCGGACCUCACAUCAUGAAGCGGACGCCGCGGCGGCCGCCGCGUCGGCACAGCCGCAGGGCGCCCCCGCGCACGGGGUUUUCACGUGCGGAAAGCAAGACCGGCUGGGGUCCUUCUUCGCGGUGAUUCGCGCGUAUCCCGGCAUUCGGCGACUGGUCAUCCUGGACGACGACCCGCCGGCACCGGUGGACUCGGCCCCUGUGGUCACCUCCCCCUCCUCGUCUGCGGAGGCCGCCGAGCAGGACGCCUUGGAUGCUGGCACGGACACCGGCGGGCCGGACUCGGUGCCAAUCUCCCCCAGCGUGAUCCCUGUCCGCCGGGUGUACGGCGUCAUCAGCCUUUCAGACAUUCUGGCUUUCCUGGUGUCCGAUCCGUCGGCCUAGACACCCCUGGUCCUUUCGCUCUUCCCCCCCCCCCCCCCCCCC